GUGGUACCGCCAGCACUGGAGUACUCCUUCGCCAGGUUCACAAGGUGCCGGCGAAAGCGAUGGUUCUCUCCACGCCGUUCACGAAGGCCUUCAACCUCUCCGUCCCGGUCUGCCUUGCGCCCAUGGCGGGUGUAUCUGGGGGACCCGCUGUCGCGAGGGGGGGCGGACUUGGAGUGAUCGGAGCGGGGUCUGGAAAGAACAUCAGUGAGCUCGACGAAGAGGUUCGGCUGUUCCGCGACGAAGCACCGCUCGGCGCGAAGCUUGCCCUUGGCAUCAUCUCCUGGUCUGCCCUGGGCGGAGACGGUCACGGAGUCACACAGGCCUCCCUCCAUGGGAGGAACACCAACAACCGGACUUCAGCCUCGGAGGCCGCUGCGGCAAUGGCAGGGGCGGCGGCACAGGCCGAUGCGAGCGCAAGCAACGGCAACCUCGGCAGCGGCGGUGGCGGCAACGACAAGGGAUUACGGCGGGAUAGCAGCACCGGCAACGGUGGCUCCGCGAGGAAGGCGGCGUGCGACACGUCGGUGCUGCAGACCCUGCUGAAGCGGUACCGCCCGCACGCGAUCUGGUUCUUCGCUCCCUCCACCCCAUGUGCGUGCGUUUCGAGCGCCGUGUUUUUUCGAGCGUGGGCUGUUUUCACAGGGGUGGGGGGGGCUGUACUCAUGACCGUGCCGCGGGAGGCCCCCCUCCCUUUGACUCCAUCGCCUUUUGUCCCUCCGUGUGCGCGCGCGACUGUUUUCCCAGCAAAGGAGGCGUACACCGUGUGCCAGGAGAUGGGGGUGGAAAUUAUCGCGCAGGUGGGGACGGUGAGUCAGGCCCGAACUGCGGUGGAAAUGGGCGCGUCCGUGGUGGUGGCCCAAGGUCGGGAAGCCGGAGGCCACGGCCUCAGACCCGAGGUGGCACGAGGCGUCCUCCCGUUGGCAGCAGCGGUGUCGGUAGAGCUGGCUGAGACUGGGAAGCCGGUGCUCGCCGCUGGCGGCAUCGUGAGCGGGAGGGGCCUUCUCGCCUCCCUGGCGUUGGGCUGCGAUGGUGUCGUCAUGGGCACCAGGUACUGUGCGACGUACGAGGCUCUGGGAACCGACGACCACAAGGCCAAGAUCGUCAGCACCAGCGGAGACGAGACUGUGAGGACACGAGUGUUCGACAUGGCUGCAGCGGUCCGCCCACACAACCCCGUGUUGUGGCCCGAGCCCUACGACUCCAGCGGGGUGGCUUGGAACGACUUCACGGCGAAGUGGCACACUCAGGAGGCCCGGCUCGAAGAGGACCUGUCUGUCAGGGACGGCGUAACCGGCCACUCGAGGCCGACGGCUCAGCUUGAAGACGCGGAGAGGAUGAGAGACUUGUCGAUCGCGAAGGUGUACAUGGGGGAGGGUGCGGGUCUGAUCUACUCCGUCGACGCGGCUGAAAAAAUCACGAGGGACGUCGCCAGGGAGGCCGAGGAGCAGCUGGACAUGGUCAACCGACUCAGAACGGACAAGGAAUUCGAUCCCCCUCCGAGACCACACGUAUCGGGAGGAGGCGACAGGCCCAUGUCUCUCUCCGCGAACAACAUCGAUGACAUGGAUCGUGGGGGACUGGGCUCGCAAGCUACCGCGAGGGUCAAGCGCGCGAACACAGUGUCGGACCUGUCGAACCCCGUCCGGGCGCCAGGAACCCGUCAGGUGAUAUCUUCCGGCUCUUCGUACGAAAAGAUGGCGGGCUACAGCCGGGCGGUACGCGUUGGCAAGCACGUGCAGGUGGCAGGCACUACCGCUACCGAUCCGGAUGGGUCGGGUGUGCUAUGCAUUGGAGACGUUGGUGGCCAGACGCAGUACAUCUUCCACAUCAUCUCCCUAGCUCUCAAAGAGGCCGGAUGCUCCUUGGAGAACGUUGUGAGGACUCGCAUGUACGUGACCGACAUUGAGAACGCAGAGAAGGUGAUGGCGGAACACUGCAGGGUCUUCAGCAGCAUCCGCCCUGCUGCUACCCUCAUCAGCGUGAGCUCUCUCGUCCACCCGGACCUGCUCGUGGAGAUCGAAGCGGAUGCGCUCGAGCCCUAAGAAGAAUCAAACAAAACCAGUCGAUGAACUCCUCACCCACCCAGGCGACCGGUAGGCAAGUGUUUUGGGGACGGUUGUGUGCCGGAGCUCUUGUUGGUCCUUUUUUCCUCGACGAGCUAACUAAACUCUGAAGGGAAGAGGACAUGAUUGUGUUGUGUCCCGAGAGUCGUUGUUGUUACGCAUGGGCAACAGCUUGGCUCGGUGGGAUGAGCGAUAGUGACAUCAAUUGUGGCGUGGGUCUCGGCUGUAUCCCGCCGGGCAUCGAAAAUUUCCACCGCACAUACCUAUCCCGCUGCUUUUUCUACACCCCGCCUAGUGUCGUGCUCUAGGUAGUCGGGUCUUAUCCCGGUGUGGGCAUCAACAGUUCGGUAGGUAAGUACUUCACAUGGGUUUAGUUUGUGGGGGGCUGGCCUGUGCGUUGCAGGUGUACACUGGUAGCUUUGGUAAUGGAAGGAUUGGCCUCAAGCUCUUCGUCGGCGAGUUCUGUGAGUUGUGGAUUUCCACCUUGCAGGUAGUCGCUCGGCAUGUAACGCUUGUUUGCCUUUUCUUGAACAAGUGGCACGUGGUUCCCGCUCGGCAGCUCCUGCUUUCUCCGUGGUGUGGCCGUUGGUGUGUGUGUCGGGGUGUGUUGUUUGGGAAUACAACGGGUGCUGUUCCACUGCUGUGUGUAUUCGAUCGUGGUAGUUUUCUCACGAGAGGAGGCGAGAAGACCUUGACGACUGGCGGCAGGUUUUGCCUAGGAAUCUAGAUGCGUAGAUUCCAUGCGAGGAAGCGUGCCGCGAUUUCUGCAUGUUCUCUGGGGGGGGGGGCCCUUUGCUUGGUUACACGCGGGGAAAGCAACCCUAUUGAUUUUGAUGCGUUUUACACUGGCUUGUUCGUGACGGGGGAGUGGAGUGGGAGAUGUGUACUUCCUAAUGACUUGCGGCAAUUUGCGCCGAUAUGUGUAUACGCUUUUACGAUCUCGAUGUGCCGGAGGGAAAAGCUUGUAUAUAUACCAGGUACGUUAUUUACGUGCCAAGCGGAGCUACCGGUCAUGUCUUAAGGGGGGGGGGGGGUCUUAAUUUUGUUUUGUGGUGGCCGUGUCAUGCCCAUUUAACGUGAAGCAUCAGAACUUGUUCUGGUCCGCACACUCCGACGUGCAUUCCUUGGGCUUCGAGUAACCCGGCGAUUUUUCACAUGCAUCCUGCUUAGGCAACGCAUUCUGCCACUGCUGAUGCUAGGAGAUGCUAGGAGAGCAUGGACUCCGCCAGUUAGUAAACGGGCGGAUCCCUGCGCGAAUUGAAGCGACUGCUGGUAGUAGGAGCGUAACCCGCUAACCUUCACGGGUUGACGUGAUUCCGAAGGUUGGCUAUGGCAAGAGUAUGGAAACAAUGUGCGUGCGACAAUGCUCGGGUGAAGGGAACUGUUUUGGGGAUGAUAACGUGGUUUUCUUUAGGUUCCAGGAGGCAGGCGAGGAAGAGUAAGACUGAGAACCAAAGGUUUCGCUAGUGGAUGGAUACACGAUUAUUAACCACUAUUAUAUUUUGGUGCGGGAUGAUGCUGACUUCGUAGGAUGCAUGCACAACAGCAAGUGUGCGCGUGCUUGUGGGGCGGGGGAGGAGCGAAGAUGCCUGGAGGCCGCAAGCGCGGCUGUUUUUUGUUUUUUUUGGUUGGUUCGCGUAGAAAUGUGUUGGGUUUAGAUGACGUACACAUUCCGUGGUUACCGUCUGCGUGGCCCUCGAUGGGUUCCGCCGGAUGCGUUGUAGACCGCGCCUCGUGUGUGGCAGACUAUGGUUCCACGAUUCGCGUCCCUCUUGUGACGGUAUGUUCACAUGUAGACUGUGGGUACCUUUUGACCGCGACCCAAGUUGCGCCUGUUGUUCGCGUUUUGGGCUCCAGAUCUUGCAGGACCUCGCGCAGAGUAGUUGCCUAACAUCUGGACUACUUCCCGUUGCUGUGCGGGGCGAUUUUUCUGUCCUUGGCUCGCGAGUUUGACGGCUCGGUGCUGACGGUUUCAAUACUUCUCGGAGGCGUUAAUCGUGUGGGGGGGGGGCGGGUCCUUGAGCGGCGUGUUGCUUGGUCGAGUAGGUCGAGAGAGCGAGUGAUCGUGAGUGGGUAAUGCACGCGAACUGGCACAAUAACCGAAGAAUCGUUUGCUUAACAACUACUGCUUGCUCGUCUCUCUUCGGGACACCUUGGCUACCGGUUGGGGUUAGGGGUGGGAUUAGGGGUAUAGCCCUAUUGACUCCCCGUGCGAGCAGCAACAAGGCACGCUCGGCGGCAUGGGCAUGGUUCGUGGUUGUUCACGGGAAUGGGUUGAGCUUUCGGCGAUUGGCCCGACCUUUUGGCCGUGCACGCGAGGAAGAGACCCUAAGGGAACAUCGAAAUGGUAAAUAUUGGUUUCAAACCCUGCGGUUUGAGGAAGUUCUUGGUGUGUGUGUGACAGUAAGGUGUUGUUGCUUCUGAGACCGCGCCCCACGGAAGUAUGGGAUUGGGCGCGCGCGGAGGGGACGGGGGGACAGAAUGUGUUCGCUGCUUUAUUACUGUAUCGGGGUUUUGAAAGGCUCGUUCGUUAGAAAAGGGAUGUGUCGGGUGUUUAGGUGUCGAGCGGACGGGAAGCGAAUGGUGCGAACACGUCGGUCAGUGGCCUCACCUUUCUUCUUGGGGCGUGUUGGUGUCGUCUUGUAUCGUUUUCCCAUCUGGAUCAGGCAGAGACUACGUGCGGAGUAGAGAGACAGCGGAGAACAGGAAAGUUUACCUACCACCGUUUGGAACGCAUUACGUUGGUGGCUGUUAUUUUUUGCCUAGUGUUGGUCGACGAGUGAAGGCAGGUCGGAGGAAGCGAGAGAGAGAGGAGAGGGAUGGGGGCUCUUCUUCACCCUUUCGUGCCGAUGAUUUUGUCGAGGAGGGGGUAAGGGCAAAGAGAGCUGUACCGAUUGCAAGCACAGCUGGGGGGGACCAGGGGGUGUCGUUUUUGUCGUCCUCGUUUUUGUUGUUGUUUGUUAUCUUGCGUAAGCUUGUCACCGAACCGACGGUGCUGUCUCAGGGUGUUGCGGGAAGGAAAAUCACAGGUCAAAGAGUGACUACUGUAAGAGAUGAAUCCUCUGCGUGUGGCACACAGGUAUGGCUUUUCCUCUGAGGAGAUCUGCAGAGAAGGCGGUGGUGGAUAGAAGGAAGGACCUGAGACGGGGGCGUGGGGGUUCCGGUGAAUCACCUGAGAACGACGCAGGCCCUGUGGGUUGGGAGGAUGAAGUUGAUUAAAGUAGUCGUGGAGAGAGGUGGUGCAUGUGUAGAAUAAAUAGUCUUGCUUGUCGUUUUUCGAUCCUCGGGGGGCGGUGCUCGCGUGUAGAUCGCCCAAGCCGUCUGUCUACGUUGUUGUUGUUGCCCGCACGCGUGGAAAGGGGGGAGGGAACCGGGGGUAUUGUAUGUGUUCGUCGUUCUGUAGCCAUGAUGAUGACGGCGUUGUUGGUUAGGUCGGCGUUGGGGGGUGCUUGCCUCACGUUCUGUCCCCCCGAUCGAUUCUCGAGGCAACACUACUAGUGGCACAAGAAGAGCGUCGUGCCUCUCUGUGCGCGAUUUGGGUCGUCCUUUCAUGCUCGAAGCCAUCCCCCGGCGGUAGAGGUGUAUGUACGUUGAAAACCAAACCAUGCAACGGUUGUAGAGAAAGAGGCACAGUUUUCCAGAAGGAAGGGUGGUGUUUGUGUGUGUACUCGAUAGGAGACGAAUCUCCAAGAUAUCCGGGGGUUACGCAGAUGUAUAUGAUGGGUGUGAUGGACUCGACACGCUAGGCUCUGCUUGCCUGCUGAUGUCUCUCACCCGUUAAUACUAAAAGCUUGAGUCAAUCCUUCGUGCAGAAACGCUGUCAAGAGCCCGCGAGCGUGAUAACGCAGUACACGCGCCGACACCCUAACGGGUGUUUGCGAGCUGGUGACUUUCGGUUUGCCCGAUUCUAGGUGGCAUUCCUGCAGAAGUAGCAGAGUAAUCUGAUUACAUUUUGGUUGUGACGGUUUCUGUUUUGUUAGCUUCAGCCGCCGCCUUCAAACCGUUCUGAUUUUCUCAGUCUCUCCUCUGACUCAAGACGCCGUAUAGUUUUUUUCCUACCGUGCGAUUUUUUUGUCUCAAUCCCUCUUCCAAUGGCAAGUCCCUCUUGCAAAGGGAUUGAAAAGAAUGUUUCCCCGACGUAGCAGGGGGUACACGGAGGAAGUCCCAAGGCUCGUAGUCGGUAUUUUAGUGGUGGUGGUACUGUGGUUGGUUGUGGUUAGCACGAAUGAAAAAGACAUCUCGCCGCGUGUAGCGCCGCCAGUGAAACGUUGUGACUAGACAGAUGAGAGUAUUAAGUCAAGUUGUCUCAUCCUUUGAAUAGGGUCAACGGGUACGCGG
Ectocarpus sp. CCAP 1310/34 is the source of this 6401-nucleotide messenger RNA. Lineage: Eukaryota; Phaeophyceae; Ectocarpales; Ectocarpaceae. The record is from the annotation of a GenBank genome assembly.